GCGUCGCGAAAUCAACCACGCUCUCACCCCGCCCCUCAAGCCGCUGGGACCUGGAGCGUCCGGGGGCGGGCGCCCGUGCGUGAUGACGCACGUGGUCGCGAAGACGUGGGGACGCAGGCGGGCCGUAUAGAGCGCUCAGCUGCCUCCGUAUCUUCCCAGAUUCCUCACGUCUGACCACAUUUUCCCGUCACAGGCCUGAUACCUAACCAUGCAGCGGAGGUCAAGAGGAAUUAAUAUUGGGCUGCUUCUGCUCCUUUCUCAAAUCUUCCACGUUGGGAUCAACAAUAUUCCACCUGUCACCCUAGCAACUUUGGCUCUCAACAUCUGGUUCUUCUUGAAUCCUCUGAAGCCGCUGCUUAGCUCCUGCCUUAGCGUGGAGAAGUGUUACCAGCAAAACGACUGGCAGCGCUUACUGCUUUCCCCUCUUCACCACGUGGAUGACUGGCACUUGUAUUUCAAUAUGGCAUCCAUGCUCUGGAAAGGAAUUCAUCUGGAGAGAAGACUAGGAAGUCGAUGGUUUGCCUACGUCAUCACCACGUUCUCCCUACUCACUGGGGUGGUGUACCUGUUCUUGGAAUUUGCUCUGGCAGAACUUAUGGAUGAACCUGACUUCAGAAGGAACUGUGCUGUAGGUUUCUCAGGAGUUUUGUUUGCUUUGAAAGUUCUUAACAACCAUUAUUGCCCUGGAGGCUUUGUCAACGUUUUGGGCUUUCCUGUACCCAGCAAAUUUGCUUGUUGGGCAGAACUUUUGGCCAUUCAUUUCAUCUCGCCAGGGACUUCCUUCGCCGGGCAUCUGGCCGGGAUCCUUGUUGGACUAAUGUACACCUGUGGACCUCUGAAGAAGAUCAUGGAAACGUGCUCAGGCAUUUUUCCCUCCAAUAUUGAUUAUCCAGGACAGCAGUACGACUUUAAUAGUUUAGAAACGUGGACUUGGUGUAGGAGAGGAACGGUUGCUGGACAAUGCAGGCUCACCUACUUCUAUCUGUGGACUCACCUGAGGAGAGGAGGCUACUUUGGAUAUCAGGAUUAUUACCCACGUGGCAGGCCAGGUUACUAUGAAGAAGUACCCAGGAACUUUGACACGUAUACAGCGGGACUGAGUGAAGAGGAACAGCUGGAGAGAGCGUUAAGAGCCAGCCUCCGGGACCAAGGAAAUCGCAGAAAUAGCUCCCCGGCCUAUGGGUUCCGCUUCACACCAGAAGAAGAAGUGAGGAGAAAGCGGCUUCACAGAUUUGACAGCCAGUGAGGUGACCCAGCCAUGUGAACAAAUGUGAUCCAGCUGUGUUAUCACUGCCCCCAAGCCCCCACUUAGUUUUGAACAAAAGCAGAGGGCACUAUGACCGUCCCAACUGCUCACAUCUGCCAUGGCCCUUCGUCCUAUGGCCUCUGUGAGUCUAAUUUGCAAGCAGAUUGACAUCUUGAGACCAGGCUUGUUGGGUGCAGCUCACAGCUCUCUGGGAGUGGCCCACCUCCUGGCCUUGUCUUCCUGCAGACAGAAAGUCAGUGUCUCCACAUAGGGACCAGUUUCCACACUCAUUUCUCUCACUGCUGACUCAGCCUCGUUUUGUCUUUGAAGACCGUGACCUUCGCCAGGAGGUUUGUGUUCACUAGCCCAGAAGAUCAGGCCCUCAUCCUGCUCAGUGCUUGACUUGGCAGGAAGCAGGGAGCCAUCCCUCAUCCUCCUGGCAUGUUGCCAUGGUGACUUUCCAGGAACAGGACGUGGCUACCAUCACAGGCUGUUGUUCCGUUCUCCCUUGCCCAAGUGCCUUGGCUCCUUGGGCCACCAUAUCUGGAUAGUGGUUGCAGUGAACCUGCUUUGCUAUGCUAUCACUCUGCCUUCACGGGAUGUGUAACUGGAAAAGCGUAAGUAAGACCUCAGAUGGGAAACCACUUACACACUCCAUGACACAGCAGGCGCCAUCCGCAGUUGGGCUCCCAGCAGCCUCUCCAGUGGUGAUGUACCAUCCCGGAGAUGCAACUUGUAUUGAACUAACCAGCAAAGCAGCAGCACAUGCCACGUGCAGGGUAGUGACCAGUGGGUUGGUCACUGAGAAAUCCCUCAUGGCGAAGUAUUUUUUUCUCAUAAAAGUGCCUUUUAAUUGAACACUGUAACAGCCGCUUGUCGUACUCACCUGUCCAAGACACUCUCCAAACCCACAGACUGCAAGUCACUUAAGGUGUUUCCUGGUGCUUGUGUUUCAUGAAUAAAAGGAAAAAGUCAAAUAUCACUGAUGUCUUAUUUCACUGAGAUAUUUAUGUUUAAAGGGAGUUAGAAGCAGAAAAGGAUCUUCCUAUUUUGCUUUAUCUAGCAUUUAUAUAGUUUUCUGAUUAUGAAAGUAAUAUAUAUACUUUGUAUAUGCAUAAAGCAAACAUCUGGCAGGAAAUGUACCCACAUGUUAACAGAGGUUAUUUUGGAAGAUGGAGUGCAUAGGAGUUUGCUUUCUGUUUCUUAUGAUUUUGUAUUGCUGUCUUUUAAAAAUGUGUGUAUACGUAUGUUAUGUGUCCUACUUUUGCGGUAGGAAAACUGAUUUAUAUGGUAAUAAUAAAUCAAGAAAUAUAUA
This is a messenger RNA of Mesoplodon densirostris (Blainville's beaked whale), 2561 nucleotides long. RefSeq names its product rhomboid domain containing 1 (gene RHBDD1). The transcript has 8 exons. Gene Ontology annotation, molecular function: serine-type endopeptidase activity. Gene Ontology annotation, cellular component: membrane. The record is from RefSeq and is a predicted model, not a curated record. NCBI's taxonomy places the organism in Eukaryota, Metazoa, Chordata, Mammalia, Artiodactyla, Ziphiidae. The coding region runs from base 209 to 1246 and encodes 345 amino acids.